GUCCUGAGUUUAGAAUCCUUUACAGUUGCUGAGGUGUUAACACUGUUGGUCAUCCUCUGCUCAUCAUCAACCAAUCAUGCGGUCUGCUCUGAUCCUUCUGCUGUGCGUCCUGGGAGCAGCUCUGUGGUCCGGCGCGUUGGCCAACAAUGCAAAUCUUCCUGAAGAAUGCUGUUUCAAGUAUUACACAAGAAAAAUCCCCAGACAAUCCAUCAGGGAAUAUGAAAUGACAAGAUCUGACUGCUCAAAGAAGGGGGUCAUCUUGUUCACAAAAAAGAACUUCCGCUUCUGUGCCAAUCCAGAAGACUCUACGAUUGAGAAGAUCAUGAAGUCCAUCGACGAGAGUAAAUUCUAGUAACCACUUCCCAGGAAGAAGGCUAUAGUCUAAACAGUCAACUCCUGCUCCUACUUCCUUUUCAGCUCUGCGUAAAAUAACUUUUUACAUGUAGUGACAAAGUGUCAAUUGAUAUGCUAGCAAUUUUCAUUUUUUUUUAAAUUUUACCUUUAUUUAACCAGGCAAGUCAGUUAAGAACAAAUUCUUAUUUUCAAUGACAGCCUAGGAACAGUGGGUUAACUGCCUGUUCAGGGGCAGAACGACAGAUUUGUACCUUGUCAGCUCGGGGGUUUUGAACUCGCAACCUUCCGGUUACUAGUCCAACACUCUAACCACUAGGCUACCCUGCCGCCCCAACAAAUAAUCAUGGUGAUAAUUUAGUAAAUGUGUAACACGUGUAUCAGAUAUAAUGAUCAUGUUAUGAACAUGAAAUGCAUUUUAUCACUCAACAAAACGGUUUACUGAUAAACCGUUUUGACUCACUUCACAAAAAAAGGCAGAGGAAUUUCUUACUUGCAUGAAUACAGGUGACUGACGUUUUCCUCAGAGUGACCUGGCAAUUUCACUUAACUCCUAUUUAUAGCAUAUUUAUAGCAUACCAUGAAAAUACAAAUCAGGUCAGUGGAAAAUCGUGGCACUAAGUAAUAAUAGUAAUAAUAAAACAAAUAUGGUUUCUUGUUGUUGACCAAUAGGUCAUAUAAAAAUCAAUGAUCUACCUUGGGGUUAUUUGAGUGUCUGGAAAGGGUGGCACAAGAGACCCCAAAAAUCAAGGCAACUACAUUUAGAAAAACUCAAACCUUGAAUCAUGUUGUUUUUUUUUUUACACUAUUGUCUCUCAAUAGGUGACUGGGCUAUAAAUAGGUAAUAGUUAAGUGCAAUGGUCAGGUCACUCUGAGUAAGAGGUCAGCUUGACGUCGAAACGUCAGUCCCCAUGUACUCAUCCUGAACAACAGAUUAAAGUGAGCAAAUAAUAAAUGAAUCUCUGCCUUUUGUUGUUGUUGAGUUUUCCAAAUGUUUUCUGCCUCAAAUGAGUCCUUUUGAAAGUUUUUCUUGGUAAGCCUUUUAUUUUAUUUUAUUCAUCAUUGUCAAUCUUCCCUUCUCCCUUUGUUUGCUGUAGCGCAGAAGCCUUCCUAAUCUCUUAUCUAUACUUCAUCCCUUGGUUAGAAGCUGUAAUAUGGCAUGUGCUGGCUGUCUUUUGUCUGGAACAAUAAAAUAAUACCACUUUUUA
Molecule: messenger RNA, 1559 nt
Organism: Oncorhynchus masou masou (cherry salmon)
Lineage: Eukaryota; Metazoa; Chordata; Actinopteri; Salmoniformes; Salmonidae
Product: C-C motif chemokine 14-like
Exons: 3
Coding region: 77-352 (91 amino acids)
Biological process (GO): immune response
Cellular component (GO): extracellular region
Molecular function (GO): chemokine activity
Source: RefSeq, a predicted model, not a curated record